Molecule: messenger RNA, 749 nt
Organism: Anguilla anguilla (European eel)
Lineage: Eukaryota; Metazoa; Chordata; Actinopteri; Anguilliformes; Anguillidae
Product: transcription factor HES-7.1-like
Exons: 3
Coding region: 110-745 (211 amino acids)
Biological process (GO): anterior/posterior pattern specification; regulation of neurogenesis; regulation of transcription by RNA polymerase II
Cellular component (GO): nucleus
Molecular function (GO): RNA polymerase II cis-regulatory region sequence-specific DNA binding; protein dimerization activity; DNA-binding transcription factor activity, RNA polymerase II-specific
Source: RefSeq, a predicted model, not a curated record
GCCUGUUGCAGAAAAGGGUAUGGUUUACUGGAAAAGCAGAUGAUCACAGCCUGCUUCAAUAUCUAAUUCAUCAUAUCCACAAGAAAAGGGACGACUGGUGUAUAAGAAGAUGAAGCUACUCAAAUCAACCCAAAUCAAAGACUUAAAGAAGAGCAAGCUCCUAAAGUCAGAGGUGGAGAGACAUCGGAGAGAGAGAAUGAACCGCAGUCUGGAGAGUCUGAGGGCCCUGUUGCUGAGGGGACAGCAUGAACCGUGUCUUGCCAGUGGACGAGUGGAGAAGGCUGAGAUCCUGGAGCACACAGUCCUUCUCCUGCGGAAUACCGAGAACACGGUUCCACGCGAAGGGUCGGAACGACGGCACUUUCAGGACGGCUUUGAGGCCUGUCUGAAGCAAGCCGCACAGUUCCUGAAAGUUGAGGGCGAGGGACGGGAGGUAGGGAGAGCUUUGACGGACACGCUGUCCUUUCGUCGGCCGCGACCCUCCGCCCGCGACGCCACGACGCGACCCUCCGCUUGCCCUCCCGGGACACAGUCGGAGGAGCCGCCUGUCCGAGCGCGGCAGCAAGGCUGGAAGUGCAGGCAGCAGCCCUGCGCGGCCGUCAGGAGUCAUCACUUCCCACACCAAAGAGCUCCGCUGGCACAUACGGACCCAAACAGUGCCCAGCGCCACCGCAGAAAUACCCCUACAACCCUCUGUUCGCCAUCCGGCACACACAGCCAGGCGAUGUGGAGACCCUGGUCUUGAAACA